Molecule: messenger RNA, 1951 nt
Organism: Prosopis cineraria
Lineage: Eukaryota; Viridiplantae; Streptophyta; Magnoliopsida; Fabales; Fabaceae
Product: cytokinin dehydrogenase 9
Exons: 5
Coding region: 94-1866 (590 amino acids)
Biological process (GO): cytokinin metabolic process
Molecular function (GO): cytokinin dehydrogenase activity; FAD binding
Source: RefSeq, a predicted model, not a curated record
GUAAUAAAUCCAAAAGAAAAUUGCGAAAGAGACCCGCGACGAAGUGUGAGAUUUUGUCUAUAAAAAGGACAUUCAAGCCCUUCGAGUUUGACUAUGCCGCCCAAACACUUGCCUUCAAGUUCCCUUCUCAACUCUCUCAAGCUUUCUUCCCCUUCUUCUCUGUUCUGCCUGUCCAUUCCAACCUCACCAUUCAACUCACCCCUUCUUGUUCACAUAUACUCUCUGAAAAUGGCGUCACUGUCACCAUCUUCCGUUCCAGUCUUCAUCUUCCUCCUCCUCCUCCUCAAUUUUCUUACUCGCCAUGAAGCCGCCAUGUGCUAUUCCAAUAACAACUCUCUCAUACUUCCUCCCUCUGAGAUUCUCUUCUCCCUCCAGACACUCACUCUCGAUGGCUCCAUCGCCUACUACGGCCACCCUAUUGAACAGCUAGCCGCCAGAGACUUCGGCAACAUCUACCAUUUUCCUCCUCUCGCAGUUCUCAAUCCCAGCACUGUCUCGGACAUUUCACAUGUCAUCAAGUUUGUCUCCGAGAUGGGCUCUGCCUCUGGCUUCAAAAUCGCCGCCAGAGGCCACGGUCAUUCCCUUCAGGGUCAGGCACAAGCUCAUCAAGGCUUGGUCAUAAACAUGGAGUCUCUGCGUGAACCAGAAACAAUGCAAGUGAAGUACACUGGAAGAGACCAAGUAGAGUUGCCGUAUGUGGAAGUUUCAGGGGGAGAGCUGUGGAUAAACAUAUUGAAUCAGACACUGAAACAUGGGUUGGCACCCAAAUCUUGGACUGAUUAUCUUCACCUUACUGUUGGUGGAACUCUGUCCAAUGCCGGAAUAAGCGGCCAAGCUUUCCGCCAUGGACCCCAAAUCAAUAACGUUUUCCAGCUGGAAGUCGUCACAGGAAAAGGAGAGGUGGUGACCUGCUCAGAAACCCAAAAUGCAGACCUAUUUUAUGGUGUCCUGGGAGGGCUUGGUCAGUUUGGCAUAAUCACAAAGGCUAGAAUUUCUCUUGAACCAGCACCAAAGAUGGUGAAGUGGAUUAGAGUGCUGUAUUCAGAUUUCUCAGUGUUUGCCAGGGAUCAAGAGUAUCUGAUAUCAAUUGAAAAUACAUUUGAUUAUAUUGAAGGAUUCGUGAUCAUGAAUAGGACUGGCAUCCUCAAUAGCUGGCGAUCUUCCUUCAGUUUGAAAGACCCACUUAAAGUCAGCCAAGUCGAUUCCCACGGAAGGACCUUGUACUGUCUGGAAAUGGCAAAAUACUUCAACCCCGAAGCAUCCGAAGCCAUGAAUCAGAGCGUUGAGCAUCUUUUGUCAGAACUGAGUUAUAUUCCCUCCACAAUCUUCCUGACAGAAGUUUCUUACGUGGAGUUCCUGGACAGAGUCCAUGUUUCUGAAACGAAGUUGAGAGCAAAAGGAUUGUGGGAUGUUCCCCAUCCUUGGCUGAAUCUUUUCAUUCCAAGGAGCAAAAUUCAUGACUUCAAUCAAGAAGUGUUUGGUAAAAUCCUUACAGAUACAAGCAAUGGUCCCAUUCUCAUUUACCCUGUCAACCAAACAAGGUGGAACAGUAAAACCUCCUUGGUUACACCAGAGGAAGAUGUCUUCUACCUCGUGGCAUUCCUAUCCUCUGCAAUCCCAAAUUCUGUAGGGAAAGACAGCUUGGAAAACAUCAUAAACCAAAACAAACGGAUCCUACAAUUCUGUGCCGAUGCUUGUUUGGGAGUGAAGCAAUAUCUUCCCUAUUACACAACCAAAGAUGAGUGGCAAGCCCACUUUGGGUCUAGAUGGGAAGCGUUCUUCCAAAGAAAGUUAGCGUAUGACCCACUCGCGCUUCUUGCCCCAGGGCACAGAAUCUUUGAAAACGCAAUUUCAACCUCCUGUUAAGAAUGUAAUGUUAUAAAUUUGUUUAUAAUUAAUAUUAAUAUUAUAUGCUUCUCAUAAAUUAAUAAUUAAUCAAACCUUUUUGAAA